This is a messenger RNA of Ilex paraguariensis (yerba mate), 303 nucleotides long. Lineage: Eukaryota; Viridiplantae; Streptophyta; Magnoliopsida; Aquifoliales; Aquifoliaceae. The record is from the annotation of a GenBank genome assembly.
AUGUCCACCUGUUAUCCUCAACCUGCAGGGUCUGUCAAGAUAUCUGAUGGGGAGACUCUGGUUCUUGAAUCUAAUUAUAGCAGUGCCCAAAGGCAUACUGGAGUCAUGGGGCUCUUUUAUGUUUUGGUUGCAGAACCAUCUCCAAAAUCCAAUCCGGUUUUGCAUGCUUCAGUCCAAGUGCAUGAAAAGAUGACAAUACCCAAUUCUGUUUGGGUAGUGGCCUUUUUUGGAAUGGCAAUAGCUAUAGCUGUUUAUGGGUGGAGGAGCCAAAGAGAGGAUGGAUACCAAUCUAUAGUCUUGUGA